Nylanderia fulva is the source of this 10329-nucleotide messenger RNA. Lineage: Eukaryota; Metazoa; Arthropoda; Insecta; Hymenoptera; Formicidae. The record is from RefSeq and is a predicted model, not a curated record.
AUGCGAAUCGUUCCUCUUGUCGUAUUUUGCAUUGCGACUUAUGUUGCGAAGGUCGCGGACGGUGGUGAAACCAUCAGGACAACGUCAGAAAAUGGUAUAAAGCACAUCUUCAGACAGAAAAGUGAAGCAGAACGAGAUGAGAUACUUGUCGAUGAUAAAGUGACCCCGGAGACGAAGCGGAGGAGAAGACAAUCGUUGUUAAUCAAUCGAUUUGACGGUUUGUCGCGAAGCCGCAAAAUUAUAAACAAGUUGGAAGGAAUCAAGCGAAGAAGGAAGAAACGUGCUAAGGACAUCACCAGUAAUCAAAAUGCCUUCAAGAAUAAUGAUAUUGAUAAAGAUGUUGAUGAAGAGAAAGACACUUUAUCGAAAACACGAGAACUUCCAAUUUGGCAAGUUUCGGAACCCACGAUUGCUACAAUUGAUCUGAACUCUGCAAUAAAUUCGACGAUUGUAAGAACAGAAAUGAUUAAUCGCACCAUGUUUAUGACACCGCAAUCGAGAAAUUUAAAUUCUUAUCGUUCCUCUAAUAAAGCGAUUUCCAAAUUCCAAAAUUCGAAAUACGUAAGAAGCCCCGUUUUUGAAAAACUGAUCAACAAGAUACCACUUUCUGUGUAUCUUCCUAAAACACCUAUCGACGUAGAUUUGUCAAACUCUAAGUCAACUCAAAGGUUUGAAUGGAGAGAGAAUUCACUUAAUAUUAAACAAGAUUCACCUAAGGAUGAUCACUUAACUAAGGAUUCUAAUGAAAGAUUCCUGUUAGUACCGGUUUCUAAGGAUUUGUACAUUUUGAAGAAUAUCAAAGAUAAUUCUGAAACAAUUAUUCCCAAUCGUUCUAAAUUAUUAGGAAGAAAUAAGAUUGAAGAAAAUACAACAUCAGCCAUCAUCUCGUUUAAGGCUCAUAUGCACCAUGAUGUGAAAGACGUAGGUAGAGCGUAUCUUCAUCAUAGAGAUUCCAAUAAUAAUCACCGUUUAUUCGACACAGAUUAUUUAUAUACUGAUCUCGAUUCUGGUGUCCUUGAAGAAAACACGGAAAGUGUCUCUUCGUCACUUUCAUAUCCUAAUUUCUUAUAUCCAGGUGUUGCCUUUCAGACUCGUCCCGAUUUAAAUGACGCAGUUCCUAAAAUAUUCGACCAACAAGUCACCCUUAGCGUUCCGGAUUAUAAAUAUAUUUCUUCUGAAAAUAUGGCUUCGGAUGCUGAAGUCAUUCCUUACAAUUCUUUCAUAUUCCCAUUGACAUCUCCUUCUUUCGAUACACCAAAUUAUGACAAUAAUCUAGAUAGAAAUGAAAAUAAUAUGAAAUCUGGAACCUCAAUUUCAAGCGAAUUUACUGAUGAGAAAUCGACUUAUUCCAACGAUUUCAAUUACAACAAAUUUAUUGAUGAAAUAUUGUUUAAUAAUUAUACUAUGAAAUUGGAUUCGUUUCUUAACGUCGAAGAUUACACAACAUCCUCUUUAUUACUUUCCGUCACCAAUGAGUGGUCAUUGAAGAAGGAGCAGUCUAAUGUGGGGAACCCACGCGCUUUAUUAAAGGCAAUUGAACCGUUGUCCUCGGAGUUAACAAAAUUGCUAAGCGCUGUUAAAUUGGUCAACCAAAGUAUUAGCGACGUACAAACGGACUGUGCGAUAAGAAAAUGUUAUCAGAUCAGCGAGGAUCGAACGAGAUAGUAAAGAGAGAAAACCACGAAUAUUGCAGAGUUAAUUAAUAGCAAGGAUGAUUUCGAUCUCUUUAUAGGAAGUUCUGACGAUCAAUCUCUGGACAAGAAGCAGAUUAAAAUUAUAGAAAAUAUUACAGAUCGGAUGAAUAAUGAUGUAGAAUUUAAGAGAAAAUUUAACGACUACUUCUUAAAUAAAUUAACAACACCGCUGCACAAACGAGGAAGCUCGAGUAGCAGUGAUCGCAAAAUGCGCAAUAAUCAUAGAAACUUAAAAUUAAACGAGUUCGCAGACAAAGUAAAAGAUAACAAAAUAAAUUUUUUAUUAAAUAAGAAACGAGAGCUGACAACGCGAUACAGUGGAACGAGUAAAUUGUCUAGCGACAAGGAGAAGAAAUAUUCUUCCGUGGACCCGCAAUCUCAUUUUUUUAGGGAAGCGACGGCUUAUCUCGACAUACUUCGAUUGUUGGACAUGACGAAGAAACCUUAUGUGGAACUGACUAACAUUGUAACAGAGUCGCUGAUCUCAACUACAGAGUUUUUUGGCAUUACAAUCUUGCCCUAUCCUAUUGAGAGAUCAAUAACUACCACUAUGGAGACAUCUACAACAAAGGAGAAAAUAGGUUAUGAAGUUGUGGAAGCUAUAUCACUGACACAAUUGUCAGUUACGUUGAGUGCUUUCACGAUAACGAUGCCUACUACACCGUCACAAUUUUAUACGACAGAACUACCAAUUUUUCCGAUUAAUGAAAUCCUUCAAAUUGAAAAAACAACGUUGGCUGUUGCGAUGCUUACUGAAGUGACUGAAACUUCUACGGUAAAAUUGACAACCAAAUCUGCCAUGCUGUUAACAUCAUUUUUAGAAGGUAUCACAAAUAUUACUUUAAGAAUCACAGUUCCUGCGAUUACUUUGACAACUUUAAUCGAGGAGGCAUUCACGACUGAGGAAGAAAUUGUAGAAAGUACAUCGACGAUGAAGGUAAUGCAAAGUUUCCCUGCCGAAACAAGCAUAUCUUUGUAUAUAACUUUGACCGUACCAUCAUUUAUAACUGCAGAAACUGCAGAAUCGAUAAUUCAAGCAACAACUCCUACCAUACCAGUUUUAACAUCAUUGAUAGUUACAAAACAACCUCGAAUUACAAUACCGAUAGAAGAAGCUACUUCUGUAACUGAAAAAAUGGUUACAGUUAUAAGUCCAACUAUAAUGAUAACUAAAUCUACAGUUAUUUUAGAUGAGAAUACAACUUUGUAUAAAGCUAUAACGUCGGCAAGUACUGCAAAAAUAACAGAAGCUAGUUUAGCCGCCGGAGAAAUUAAAAUGACAUCUAUAGAGAGUACAACUAUUACAGAAUAUAUAACUUUACCAACCACACAAUUUGUUUCAACUGCGCAGAUAACUAAAGGUACAACUAAAACAUCAAUAACUUCAACUAUCACAGCAAUCACAAGCUCGCCUACAAUUUCGGAAAGAACAGAGACGAUUUUAAGCACAUCGACAGAGAUUACUAUAAUUACUUUAAUACCGGAAACAGAGAGUCCAGUGACGCAGAUCGAGAAAACUAUAACAACGGAAGAAAUAACGAUGGCAACCCCAACAAUUAUUGAAACUCCAAUGACUACUAAAAUUUCGAUAAUUAGCGACACUUCAAUGUUUAAUGAAACUUUAACAUCUCCAACAACUACCGAAGUUUCACCUACAAAAAGAACCGAAACCGUUCUAACCACUAUAAAAGCAACAAUCACAAAAAUUCUAACGCCUUCUGGAAUUUCAACAAUUAUCAACACUUUAUCUUUCAAACUUCGAACAACCAUUAAAUCUUCAACGACUACCGAAAUCUCGACGUUAAUUGAAAGUCCAACAACUACCGAAAUUCUAACGACUAUCAAAACUUCAAUAAUUCCCGAAACGAUUGAGAGCACUUCAAUAUCUAUUACAGUCACUACAGCAAAGACAUUUCCAACUACGUUAUUAAUAACGACAAAAUCUGCUACAACUUCUGGUAAAAUCACAGUACUACCAACUAUACUUACUACAUUAAAAUUAACCACACCAUUAUUCUUGGUCACAAAUACAACGCUAAGCGAAACGCCAUGUACUUUUUUGACAGAAGAAAUUGAGACUACAACUUCUUCAAUAACAUCUACAAUAUCCUCAAUUAAACCAACUACAAUAUCUACAAUUAAAUUAACUGCAAUAUCUACAAUUAAACCAACUACAAUAUUUACAAUUAAAACAAAGCCAACUACACUGUCUAUAUUAAUGACUACAAUGACAUUUUUAAAUACAAGUGUAACAAUAAAUAAAACACUGUUCACCACUAUUUUUACCACGUUUAAAACAGCAACAAUCGAGACCGCGACUUUUCCAAUGAGUCCUGUUAUUACAACAUCUCCGUUCGAUGUUACGCAGGAAACAACGCUAAUUCCAUCAAUUGUGGGUACAAAUACAACGCUAAGUGAAAUAACUUUUAAUACGUCUUUGAUAGAAAUGACCGAAGAGUUAACUUUGACAACUAUAUCGUUAACUGAAAUAGUUUCCACAACGAGUUUAGUUGAAUCAAUAACGGAAGAGCUUAUUGCAACUUGGAUCACUACAGAAGAAACCAUUAUCACAGAAGCGACAACUUUAAUGACGUAUGUACCAUUAUCUACCACAAUGUUUUCUAUCGAAAUCACGACAGAAACAACUUUGUUUGAAAUGGAAACAGUUAGUGCUAUAAGUAGCGAAGAAAUAUCCACAAUCGCAAAAGUUACAGCUGUUAGUUUUACUACAAUAACUGAAGAAUCUUCUUUGAUAAAAGAGAUAACAACAUCUGUUACAUCAUUGCCAAUUACUGAAAAACUAGAGCAAAUAACAAUCUUAAAAUCUGAUAUGACGUUUAAUUCUCUGUCCGAAUUUACUUUGUCAAUAUUAAUUACGACGGAAACAUCCGCUACUAUGCCGGAAGUUAUUUCCGUAUUAUCAGAAACUAUAUCGGAGGAAAGAGAAUUUACAACGAAAUUAACAAGUCCAUCAAUAACAUUCACUUUAGAAAGUUCAACAUUAUUUACCGAAAGAAGAAUUCAGCCCACUAUUUCAACUUUAACAGCGAUCACUACGGAAAUGCCAGAAGCCGAAACAGAAUAUUACGUAGCAAAGGAACCAUUCUAUGAAGAAUAUGAAGAGUAUGAGAAAUACGAUACUGAAAUACCCACUGAUAAUUGGUAUUAUUAUGAAGAGUAUGAAACUACGGUGAAGAGUAAAACGACUACGACAUCGAGUACAGUAAAAUAUACAAAACUGCCUAAAGAAACAGCAACAAGUUCAUCUUUUGAUAAAGGUACAACAUCUUCGUAUGAAAUAAAAACUUCAAAGUUUACAAUGUAUUCUACAACUUCUAUAUCGACUCAUACUGAUGUAAUUUUAACUACAACUACCGCAAAAAUACCUUACACAUUCGUUGAAGAAAAAUUUACUAUAACUUCUAUCUUGAAAACAUCUGCGAAGAUUAUUGAGAAUGUAACGACGACUGAAGUAGAAACCAUGUUUACAACAUCCAUGACGAGUAAAGAGGAAGAAUCGACGACAAUAAUGACGUUAACCUUUGGCUCUACGGAAGAAUAUACUCUUCUCCCUUCGACAGUUUUCGAAAUCAUCACGAAACCGCUUGAAUACCUGACGAUUCCUGCCAAAUAUACAGAACCUACAUCAAAAUUUUUGACGCAGAUCUGGUAUAGUGUUACCGCGCCGGAAGAGAUUUCGACUUUACAAAAAAUUUCGACGGAGAUUGAAUUUACUUCAGUGGAGAAGUUGAUUUCCUUUUUCGUCUCAUCAACGUUGACGACAUUAUCGGAAAGAGAAGCUAUUGGGGUAACAACCUCAGAGAUAAAAACUGCUACCGAAGUAAUCACUUUGGCGACGAAGUUAAUUACAAAAGAAGAGACUACUCCGUAUACCACAACUGUCCCAGAAAUUGAAACCGAAUUUAUUACGAGACGAACUACAAUUAGGCGAGAGGAACAGAGAAAACAGUUACUGCAACUACUCAAGGAUCUCAAGCAGCGUGAGAGAGAAGUGGCGGAGAGAGAGGAAAGGUUAAAGGAAAAGGAACGACAAUGGGAAAAGAAGAAACAUGAGGAAAUAAUGCAUCGUGAAAGGGAGAAGACAAAGAAUAUUACAAUAGUGAGUGGUACAACUGCGAGUUAUGUUACUGUAACUGUAUCUCCUACUGUAGAGAUUAAAAUCACAUCUUUUCUUCUCGAGACGUCGAGUUUAGCCGAGAUUAUUACAACUUUCAUCAAAACAACGCCAUUAUACAUCACAGAGGAAGGUAUAUUUGCGACUAACAUCACAGAAUGGACAGAAGAGACUACGGAAGAAAGUACUUCUGUGUUUUCAAUAUAUAUGGCAGAAGUAACAGAGGAAACGGCUAUACUUUAUACUACGGAGGAAAGUACCUCUGUUGUAGACUUAUAUAAUGUCAGUUUGGUUUCGAUCGAAACCACCACCGAAGAAAUGUACACUACGAGUUAUAAAACCGCUUACCUGAGUGAACCUUUAUUUACUUUGCCUACGAUGGUGUUCACCAGUCCGAUUACUUUGGCUAUUGACGAAUUCACUACUUUACCUACUGCUACAUUUACCAGUUCAUAUAAAAUGGGUGUAACUUCAAUAGCGAUCCCAGUUAUUACAAAAGAAAGAUAUACUACAAGUUAUGUAACUCUUUGUAGUGCUUUUCCAUUCACUACAAUGACAACAUUAAUUAGUCUAAUCACACCGACUAUUGGUAUUACUUCACCUAUUUCGAGUACAACCUCUAUUUCGUAUAUUACGGAAAAAACAGUAGACAUUUAUAGCGAAUCUUCUGUCACUUCAUUAGCAUUUAUUGAGACAACUACAGCUAUUGCAAUUAAGGAGAUGGAAUAUGAUGAAGAAAUAGAGAGUCUGAAGGAAGAAUUGCGCAAGAAGGAACGCGAACUGGAGAAGAGAGAACAAAUGUUGCUGGAAAGAGAGAAACGAUUAGAGAAUAAUAUAAUGGAAUUUGAAUUGUAUAUGAAAAAAGUCAAGGAAGAGGAAACAUUGCGCACAUUGAUUGCAUUGUCUGAAAAACCGAUUGUGCCGACGAGUUUAUCAACGCUUGUCCCACCGACCGAAAAAAUCCAAGUAGCAACGCAGAUUGAAAAAGUAACCGACCAGAAAGAAAAUCAAACUACCACAAAAAUGGUGACUUCGCCAUACAAGGCUACAAAAGUGAAAGAUAUUAAAGAGGAAAAGCGGACAAGAUAUGUUCCCGAAAAGGUCGUGACACAAAAGAUGGAAGAAGAGAUUGUGACGAAAAGAAUAUGCCUGAACGUUCUGGAAAAUACGACGAUUCCUUUUGUAGCAAAGAAAGUGUGUCUAUCAUAUUUCCCUGAAAAAAACAGAGAACAGAAGUCGGUAGGUCGUGUAAACAGAAAGCUUCUCUCGUUGAAAAAUACGAGAGAAAUUAGGAAGUUAAAAUUUCGAAAUUUUUCAUCAAAUUUUCGGUAUAAACGAGCGAGAGGAGAGAUAGGAACGACACGUAAAAUUGAUAACUUGCAAUUAUCGCAUCAUGAAUGGCUGAGUAACGGAAUCACAAAACCAAUGCGACAUUUUAAAGGUUUCACCAGGAUCUAUGGAAAAAAGGAAAAUAUUUCUCCCAUUAAUACAGAAGAAGAUUCUAUCCAUAAUUUUCGAGGUAAAACUUCUCUUUACGAACAACGUAUUCUUGAUCCCUAUGAAAAUAACUUUCCAAAAACUUUUACGUUAGUUAAGAAAUACAGAAAAAGAAUGGCUUAUUUCAUCGAACAUAAUUUAAUUUCUGCAAGAAGGAAUAACUUCUCCAAUAACAAUGGUAAAUGUAUUGAAAAGAGAAAUGUUUUGCCAGCAGAGAAAAAUACAGCCAGCGUUUCGAAUCAAAAAGCUACAAGUGCAAUAAUCGAGGAAGAGAAAUUAGGUGAAAAAGAGGAUGAAUUUUACACGGUAAACGUGCUACAUCUCAGCUAUAAUAAAGACAGAGAGACGCAUGAAGUAAUAUCCGCUAAACCGAAUAAAGACGAAUUAGCAAUGAUUAUAUCUGAGUCAAAUGACGACAGUGAUGUUACCAAAUUUGAGGAAGAUGAUAAGAUUGCAACGUCGUACUAUGAAGAGAAAAAUAAUUUACAAGAGGGAAACGAUCUACAGGAGGAAGAAAAAUCAGCAGAAGAUGAGUCUUUCGAGGAUAUGUUCGAAAAUUAUAUGAAUUAUGAAGAACAUACGACAUCGGUGUCGAUACGUGACGAUAAAUUUUUACACGACAGAGGUGAGAAUAAAAGCAAGAUGGAAAAUGAAGCAAAAUUAUUAAAUCAAAUAUGGCCUACGGAAAAAAGUACGACGUAUCACCUGGGUGGCACUAGAUUUUGGGAACUCGAAGUUACGGAACCGUCAGUUGUAUUUAGUUUUACAACUGAAGAAAGCGAAGCUAUUAACGUAUCGGUUACUAGAACAACGUGUCUCUACGUUGUCCUAAAAAAUAAAAUAAGCACCGACGCGGAAAUGAAACGUAAUAUACAUUACAACAAACGAAAUGUUUAUAAUAAUAAAACGAAAAAGUAUAAUAUUUAUAUGGAGAAGCAAAAAAUCGGUCUUAAAAAUAUAACGCGAAAGAAUACGCAAAAUUUGCGCGAAUUGAAUCGACACGAACAGAAUUCCGAAGUGAAAAGAAAACCUGACGAGUUUUCUUCGCGUAUUAGCAAUAAAGAUUUAAUAACAGCAAAAACUCGAAAAUUGUGUAGUGUCAAUGGAAACAAAUCAAAGCAUCGAAUAAUUAAAUCUAAAGAUAGUAUAAAUAUCAGAGAUAAAACUAGAAAGAGACAAUCAGCAAAAUCGCAAAAAUCACAAAACAUUAGUUUGCACUCUUUUAAAAGUUGUACAGACAGCUGUAGCGUAAAUAAAAAAAAUUCGGACAAAACAAUUACAAAAAGCAGCGAAUCUAUAUUGAACAGAGUAAGCUUUUCGUUGGACGAAAUUAAGGAGCUUAAUUGUAGCGUAUAUAAAGAGACCCAGGAUAAGAUAGUGAUUUUGAUGGAUUCUGACGUGGAAGAAGCUAAAGAAUUUCCACAGCCUCAUUAUAACAUCGAAUCGUUGAAGGGCCAAAAAUAUCUCAAGCUGAAAGAGUUGGAAGAUGAUUUUAUUAAGAGCGAUUUGGAACUCGGCAAUGAUCAUGAUAUCGUUUCAUUGCCCGGUCUUAAUCUUAAUUUGCCCUGUAAUCAAGACGGGGAUGGUAUCACUUGGCUAUCGAGUAUCAGCAGACCGAGUUAUGUAUGGAAAAGGACCGACGGCAUCGCAAUUUUUGGUUUUGUGGCUGAAAACGGUGAUUUGGCAUUGCGAAACGUAAAUGCCAAAGAUACAGGAAAUUACACAUGUAUUGCGACAUAUAUAGGCCCUGAGACUGAAGAACCUGUAGAAACUAUCUACGAAGUUCGUUUGCAAGUUGUAACACUACCAAGAUACAUUAUACACGGUGAAAAUCGUUACUAUGCGCGAUCUUGCGACGAAAGGGAUUUGGACAUAUUGAUGACGUAUCUUCCAGUUAAACUGAAUGAUAUUAUAUGCGAGACAGAUAUUUGCAAUGCUUAUAUCUUGACACCAUCUUGCUCUCGAAGCCAAAUCACAAUAAAUAUUUUGUUAUUGCCAUCGCAUAUCGUCAAAUUGAUGACAAUCGAUUCCAAACGUUGCAAUGUCUUUUGUCUUCAAGCCAUUCAGAACAAACUUUCGUUGAUACUGAGUAAAAAUUUAAAAACUCUUCUUACGAAAACUAUUAUUUUCAGAUUACCUCAUUAUGAGCAGAGAUUGGUUCCGAUCGCUGAAAAAUCCACGUUUGCAAGAUGGAAAAGAGGAAGGACAAAUGGAUUUGCCCGAAAAACUAGCAAUAUCGGCCUGUUUUCCAGCUGCCCGGCUGGAUAUGGUCUUCAUAGCACACAUUGUAUUCCUUGUAAUAUGGGAACUUAUAGCGAAGACGGAAUAUCACACUGCAAAAAAUGCCCACCCGGUAUGUAUCAACCGAAUCAUGGUGCCAGAGUUUGUCGUACGUGCACUGAUCCAUUGACCAAAGGCUGUUAUAAUAUGCUCUGGAGUUCUUUUUCCGCUAUAAUGAUAACUUUGGCAAGUCUCGGCGUGAUGCUAUCGAUAUUUUUGCUAUUCUUAUGGAUAAUCUGCUGCGCUAAGAAGAAAUUUUGCGCAAAACAGAUAGCUAGUAUUAUACCUAAAGAAGACGCAUUUGAACAAGAGAAUCCUACACAGGAGCAAUUAUUAAUUAAAGAUGAAAGUGAAAAUGAAGAUCAGCAAUGGGAUAAUGAAAACAAAGCUAAAAAAGAAAGAAAAAUUGUACGUGAAGAUGAAUGGGGAUCGCAUCGUAUAAAAAAUACUCCGAUCGUUUGCCCGGAUUCUUAUCGGUCUCAUGAAGAUUAUAACAACUAUUAUUCAAAGCAAUCAUAUCGUAAAGGACCCCGACUGCCAGAAUGUGAUUUCGAUACAUGAUAAAAGACGCGAUAUAUCAGAAUAUGUUACAAAUAGCGCAGAAGAGAAUUGUGUAGUCUAAGAAAGAUAAGAUUGUAUAAAUAUUUUAGAUUUAAUUUUACUUUGUAUGUAACAUCCGUCCGAUAGGCACACAUUUAUUUUUCCUGUCAAGAGAUAAUUAUA